This is a messenger RNA of Heterocephalus glaber (naked mole-rat), 945 nucleotides long. The record is from RefSeq and is a predicted model, not a curated record. Lineage: Eukaryota; Metazoa; Chordata; Mammalia; Rodentia; Bathyergidae.
AUGGAAUUAAGAGUCUCAGGAAAUGAUUCGUUUGUGACUCAGUUUGUCCUGCUGGGCCUAACAGAUUCUCCAGCCCUCCAGCCCAUGCUCUUUGUCAUCUUCCUUCUUGCUUAUGUAGCUACUAUUGGUGGCAAUUUCAGCAUCCUUGCUGCCAUCCUUAUGGAGCCCAAACUGCACACCCCCAUGUACUUCUUCCUGGGGAACUUGUCCCUGCUGGAUGUUGGGUGCAUCACUGUCACUGUCCCUACCAUGUUGAGGCAAUUCCUAUCCAAUGACAGAAGCAUCCCCUACGGGGCCUGCCUCUCACAGAUCUUCUUCUUCCAUCUCUUGUGUGGGGCAGACUGCUUCCUGCUGACUGUCAUGGCUUAUGACCGCUACCUGGCCAUCUGCCAGCCCCUCACCUACAGCACCCACAUGGGCCUGGGAAUCCAGAAAGCUUCAGUGGGCAUGUCAUGUGUCUUUUCCUUCACCCAUUCACUGACUCAAACUGUUGCCUUGUCCACCCUGAAGUUCUGUGGCCCCAAUGUCAUUAAUCACUUUUACUGUGACCUCCCUCAGCUCUUCCAGCUCUCCUGCUCCAGCAUCCAACUGAAUGAACAGUUGCUCUUUUUGCUCUUUGUAGCAGCAGCCUUCAUGGGUGUGGCCCCAUUGGUCCUCAUCACUGUGUCCUACACCCAUGUGGUAGCUGCAGUCUUGAGAAUCCGCUCUGCUGAAGGAAGGAAGAAGGCCUUCUCCACAUGCAGCUCCCACCUUACUGUAGUGAGCAUCUUCUAUGGGACUGGCAUCUUCAACUAUAUGAGGCUGGGUUCAGUGGAGACCUCGGAUAAAGACAAGGGCAUUGGCAUCUUCAACACUGUCAUCAGCCCCAUGCUGAACCCACUCAUCUAUAGCCUGAGGAACCCUGAUGUACAUGGUGCCUUGAGGAGGGUACUCACAGGAAAGUAG